Messenger RNA from Tachysurus fulvidraco (yellow catfish), 3880 nucleotides. RefSeq names its product collagen alpha-1(IX) chain. Lineage: Eukaryota; Metazoa; Chordata; Actinopteri; Siluriformes; Bagridae. Bases 653 to 2977 code for a protein of 774 amino acids. The record is from RefSeq and is a predicted model, not a curated record. The transcript has 27 exons.
AGCCUAUCCGUGACAUUCUUCAUCUUUCUAUCAGCGGCCCCUAAGAGCAACUCCCAUCCUGGUUAGGCUGCUGGCUUUGCGAUUGACUAGUAGAUACUACAUGAGCUACUGUAUUAGGGUAUAAGUACUUAAUUUUAACGAUACCUACAUUACACCUGAUAGCUGCUAUGUUGUAAAAGAGUUUAGGAUUGGAAUAGAAGUAAUGCACUGUUCCCAAGAUCCAACGCGCUCCUUUGACCCGUUUAACAUUAUUUUAACUGGUACAACAAAUCAGGUGUGUUGGGAGUAGUAGUAACUGGAGGCUGUGCCCAGCGGUGGAUCUCUCCAACUCGUCUCAAGAGUUUUGUGGCACACAGGGGUUAUUUACUCAGAGUAAUUCUCAACUCUGACCAGGUUGCCUACAGUAUGUGCAGUGGGCUUCAGGAGCAUACAAGAGCCAUCAGGACCUAGGGUGGAGUGGAGCGCCAGGAUCACGUUGGAGAGCAAGCUGCUGUGAACGGACUUCAAGCUUAAAGCAGUGCUCGGCCUAGAGAUGGCACUUUAAAGCUGACUAUACUGCAGGAACCUGGUGAAGAACCGGCUUCCCUCAGCACCAUACACCACUCUCGAAAGGAAUAUGUCCAAUUAGCAGCUGAGGGUCAGAAGUUUCACCAUGCCAGCGUUAAAUAAAAUGCUGGUUCUCAGUGUUCUGUUGGCUUUCUUGGGCUUCACUAAAUGUCAGGAUUUACCAAGUUAUGACCUGCUGGAAGAGUUUCGCUUGGUUGAGAGCAGAGGGGUGAGGCAGGUGAAAGGCUCGGAGCCAGAGUCAGUAGCGUACCGUGUAAACCCCUCCCUGCAUCUCAGGAAGAGCCUGAGCGACGUUUACCCAAACGGUCUGCCUACUGACUACUCUGUCAUAGCCACUUUCAAGAUAACCAAGGACGAGGCAAAGGCAUCGUGGAACCUUUGGCAGGUUAGCGACCCCGAGGGCCGGGACCUGGUAGGGCUGCGUUUUAACGGUGACUCUAGAACGCUGGACUACUUCUACAGCAGCCCCAGCGAUAUACAGAUGUUGCGCACCUUUCACGGUGUGGAGAAUUUGUUUGACGGUGAGUGGCACAAACUGGCGCUCAGUGUGAAAGGAGACCAGGCAAAGCUACUGGUGGACUGUGAAGAAGUGAGCGCCGAACUGCUGGAUGAGCCGAGGCCAGUCAUCCUCCGCGGCUACACCUCCAUCGUCAAGAGAACUGCCGGCGAUCGCCCGGUCACUGUGGACCUGCAGAGGAUGCGUGUUUCCUGUGAUGCUGACCAGGCCUAUUCCGAAGGCUGUUGUGAGCUCUCGAGUGUGUGUGGAGGGCAUGCAGAAAUUGGCCUCAGUGCGAGAAGAGGCAAAGCCACAUGUAAAUGCACCCAUGGACAGCCAGGUCCACAGGGAAUUUCAGGUCCUAAGGGUCACGGAGGUCUGCCAGGAGAGACUGGAGAACCAGGGCGAAUGGGAAACUGGGGACGAAGAGGACACACCGGACAGGAUGGAAACGUGGGUGAACCCGGUCCUAAGGGCCAGCCUGGGAUCAAAGGAGAAAAGGGAAUGCGAGGACUCCGUGGCCCUGAGGGUGACAGAGGGCCUAAAGGUUUCAAAGGUUUACCAGGUGCUACAGGCCACAAGGGAGUGCGAGGGCCCCCUGGAGAGAAAGGAGAGACGGGGCUGGCAGGAGAGAGAGGAUCAGUAGGAGAUCAGGGGUACCAGGGAAUUCCUGGAUAUCAGGGAGUGAAGGGAGAUGAAGGUCCCCCUGGAAAUGAUGGACCUCGAGGACCACAGGGCCUGCAGGGUAUUGUGGGAGAUCCUGGUGAAAGAGGAGAACCUGGAGAAAAAGGAAAGCCUGGUAUACAAGGGCCUAAGGGAAGAGCUGGAGGCAUGGGAAUAAAGGGCAUUGUUGGUGAUCCAGGUUUACCUGGAAGGGACGGAGACUCUGGCAACGAGGCUUAUCAAGGAGCUCAGGGGCCUGAGGGAAAAUUCGGAAGACCUGGCGACAUGGGUGAGAAAGGCACUCAGGGGCCUCCAGGGAACAUGGGUCCUCAAGGACGUACUGGUCUGCAAGGAUAUAAAGGCUCAGCAGGAAAGCCAGGAAGACCAGGACUCAUGGGGCCUCCAGGAAGAACGGGACAUAUAGGAUUACCUGGAAAACCAGGGCCAAAGGGAAGUACUGGUAUUCCAGGAUUACAAGGUGUAAAAGGGCAAGAGGGUGAGAAAGGACAAAAAGGACAAAAGGGCAUGGUAGGAGAUAGAGGUGAGCUAGGGCCACAGGGAGGACAGGGGAAGCGUGGACCUGCUGGAGAUCCUGGCCGUAAAGGUGGUGUGGGGACCAAAGGUGUCCAAGGAGACGCAGGGCUAGAGGGAUUUCAGGGAUCUCCAGGACCACCGGGCCCAACACUCUCAGCCCAACAUGUUAUCGAGGUCUGCAAGCGUGUGGUGCUGGAACAGAUGUCCACAUUUGCCAACUCUGUGAAGCGGACAUGUGCCGCUGUGUGUCCACUGUAUGGUGAUGUGCCCAUGGGUGCCCCUGGUCCCGCAGGACAAAAGGGACCACCUGGACCACCCGGUGAUCCUGGCACUGAUGGUGUUGAUGGAGAAGUAGGGCAGCAAGGAUUCUAUGGCGAGUUUGGCGAUCCGGGCAGAAAAGGGCCACGAGGUGAUCAAGGAGAGAACGGAGACAAGGGUCCAAAAGGCUAUGGUUUAACUGGUUACACUGGAGACCAAGGACAAAAGGGUCAGCGUGGGCGACCUGGCAGAGCAUUCGAUGGACGGCCUGGUCGAAUGGGUGAGAGAGGCCAUGUUGGCCGACCCGGACUGAGGGGUCACCCUGGACUACCUGGGGUUCCUGGAGUUUGCCUGUCAUCAGGGUGUGGUCUGCUCAAUGGGAAUGCUGGUAGCACACCCCAACAAGCAUCUCCGAGCUCAUCCCGACGGACAUCACAGAGACUGCGGGCACGGCCAUAAAAUUACAGGAUGACUGCAAUUACUGUAUGCAAUUGAGUAGAGCAUGUCAACUGAUGUAAAUAGAAUUAUAACCCCUCCUCAUCAAAAAGACUGUUUUCAAUAAUAAAGAGCAGAACCAUCACAGCUACAGGACUGACUGAGGCCAAAUAAGGGAAUUUGUUUUCAAAGCAAUUUAGCUGGCUAACAACUUACUGUAAUUAUUACUAAUAAUGUAACAGGCAUUAAUGUGGGUUCUGUGUUGUUGUUAUGGAAAAUUGUCUUUGGACACAGUUUUGUUUGUGUUCUUCCAGGCAAGUGUUUUCCCAAAGAUACAGCAUCACGAGUCAGAAUCUUUUUUCUCGAGAUUGAUUUUGACCACUUCUGCUAACACUGGUUUGAGAUGAUGUCCCAUCUGCCACAUCUGGGGACAGAAACCUCCAGAACGAUUCUCACAUGCUUUUAUUCUGACCUAGUGGUGAAAAAACAACAACCUCAAACUCAUAAUUCCACAAGUUUUUCUUCCUUCUGGUCUUUCUUCUGGUCAUCAUGCCAAGCUUUACGAGCAUCCGGAUACUAUAAUUUCUAUCGGUUUACAGUUCGCAUAAGCACUCAAAGCAAAAUUCUGGAAGAAAAAAGACACUAUAGUUUCAGAAGUUUGUGCCAAAUGCUAAGUAAGCAUUUUACUAUUUUUUUCUUGCAGUUCUCUCAAAGUAAAACAUCCAACUGUCCAUCAAAUGUGGAUCGUUUGUGAAUAAGGUCACUAGAUGUCAUUUGCUCAGGCUUCUUUAGAACAAAUGUGUGACUACUAAAGUGCAUCCUUUAAAGUCUCUUUCAGCAAUUUCAGCAAGUGCCUUACGGUUAUUCGAUAACAAUAUACUUUUGUCAUUUUUACUCACAAAAAAAUAUGUUUAGUUAUUAUUUGUC